Molecule: messenger RNA, 2559 nt
Organism: Hylaeus volcanicus
Lineage: Eukaryota; Metazoa; Arthropoda; Insecta; Hymenoptera; Colletidae
Gene: Gcat
Product: 2-amino-3-ketobutyrate coenzyme A ligase, mitochondrial
Exons: 7
Coding region: 1217-2467 (416 amino acids)
Biological process (GO): biosynthetic process; L-threonine catabolic process
Molecular function (GO): pyridoxal phosphate binding; glycine C-acetyltransferase activity
Source: RefSeq, a predicted model, not a curated record
ACUACCAUUCUACGUCUUACCCAAAUCUUUAAUCGUAAAUAUCUAUAUUACUAUAUUUCGUCCUACUUCUUCUUCCAAUAAUAAUUAGCGCGAAUAGUAGCACGAACAUUCGAUACGAUCAGCAGAAGAAUCUAUACUAUGGAUUACAUCUAAAUAAUUUAUUGUUUGUGGCUUUACGAUACAUUAUUCUGUAAGAUUACGUGAUAAUUAAGACCAAGUUACGACAGACCAAAUAGUGAGAUUUCAGAAUGCAAUUUAUGAUAAAAAACAAGACUGGCAGAUUUAAGCAUAAUUGCAAAUAAAUACAGAACUUUUAAUGUAACGAUGUAUUUAGUAAUAAAAGUAACGAUUCCAAACCUUGUAUAGAAUAAUAGCUAGUUUUAUUCGGAUGCAUUCUAAUCGAUUCAUUUGAUAUAUCUGCUGAAAAAAUUGUUGCUCUGUUUAUGACGUAAUAUAUAAUAUUCGUAUUGUACAUGUUAGGUUGCUGCAUAAGUUCUGUCCACCUUAAAUAGUAAAUUAAAUACAAAAUUUAAUUUCAGUUUUAUAGUUAUGAACGAAUAGAAUUUUUGGAACAACCUAAUAAUAUCGCUUUGAAUAAUAAUACAUUACAUCGCGUACGAAUCAAUAGUAUAGGACGAUGAUAAACGUAGCAAUAUUGUAUAAUAGGAACAAAUUUUAAAGAAACAAAUUUCCAAGAAAACGUGAAAAGUUAAUACUAUUACGAAUACUAUUACGAUGUUGCAAAAUGUAUGCUUGUAAUGAACAUAUUUACCAGAUGGAGUAAGGAAAUUUAGAAAAUAAUCUAUCGAUUAAGUUAUCGUAAUAAAUAUUUACUGAUAAUUAUUUAAAUAAAAUUACAAGAAGGAAAUGUAAGAAGAGUGUAAAAUAAAUGUCAUGGAAAUUGAGUAUCCCGACUUCUGGUAAAAGUAUCGUUUAAUAUUACUUAAAUAUUAAAUUUAUAUUUGCGGUAGAUGUAAUUAUUCUUGGUCUUAUAAUUUUAUGAAAUAUGUUUCAACGAGUUAUUGCGUGAUAUGAAUGUUUGUUUCUUUUGGAACGUUGUGCGUAUAUUUCGUAGUAAAACAAGAACAUGCCAACCUUGAAAAUCGUUAUACUACUAAACAGGUUUGACUAGUUCAUCAUUCUCCACUUUCUACAGAAUCAGAUAUCAUUCGGUAUUCGUCGAGGUAUACUAUACACUGCAAAGUGCUUCAAGAAUAUGAAUUCCAUUUGUCCAAAAAGUUUAAAAAUUAAGCAGCAGAGAUGGGCGCUACAAAAGAGUAUGAGUUCCUUGGUGGAAUGCGUAAGUGCAGAAUUAAAAGCGAUUAAAGCAGCUGGUACAUGGAAAAACGAACGAGUAAUUGCAUCGCCACAGCGCACACGAAUUGUGCUAACAAACGGAGUAGAAGCUCUUAAUUUUUGCGCGAACAAUUACUUGGGCUUGUCUGAUAAUACAGAAGUAAUUUCAGCAGCAAAGAUUGCUCUGGAUAAGUAUGGAGCUGGUUUGAGUUCCGUAAGAUUUAUAUGCGGCACUCAAGAAAUUCAUGUAGAAUUAGAAAAGAAAAUUGCUAAAUUUCAUGGCAGAGAAGAUGCUAUCCUGUAUGCUUCUUGCUUCGAUGCGAAUGCUGGACUCUUUGAAACUUUGUUAACACCUGAAGAUACAAUAUUGAGCGAUGAACUAAAUCAUGCCUCUAUUAUCGAUGGUAUUAGACUAUGUAAAGCAAAGAAACACAGAUACAAACACAGAAACAUGACAGAUUUAGAAAAUAAGCUGCAAGAGUGUAUGUCUUCGCGCUUGCGUCUGAUUGCAACCGACGGUGUUUUUUCUAUGGAUGGAACUGUGGCACCAUUACCAAAAAUACUGGAGCUUGCACAAAAAUACAACGCCUUUACUUUUGUCGACGACUGUCAUGCUACUGGCUUUUUUGGAUCAACUGGAAGAGGCAUAGAAGAUUAUUUCAAUAUGUUGGGCAGCAUCGAUAUCAUUAAUUCUACGUUAGGCAAAGCUCUUGGCGGAGCAGCGGGUGGUUACACAACCAGUAAAAAAGAACUGGUUAAUUUAUUAAGACAACGCAGCAGGCCAUACUUAUUUUCAAAUUCGUUACCUCCUCCCGUAGUCGCAUCGGCAAGUAAGGUGAUGGAUCUAAUAACAGAUUCGACAGAAUUUCUGGAUCAACUGAGGAACAACACUGAUCUGUUUCGAAACAGUAUGAAAGCAUCGGGCUUUACGAUCGCUGGUGAUAACCAUCCUAUCUGUCCUGUAAUGAUAGGCGAUGCGAGACUAGCCACUGAAUUCGCUGAUAAGAUGAUCGAAAAAGGAAUUUACGUGAUCGGUUUCAGUUAUCCUGUAGUACCGAAAGAUAAAGCUAGGAUACGCGUUCAAAUCAGCGCUGCGCAUACACAGAACGACAUACAACACGCUAUAAAUGCAUUCGUACAAACCGGAAAAGAACUCGGAGUCAUUGCCUGAUAUCGUUUUAAUUCACAUUUUUAAAAAUAAAAAGUAAAAAUAACGUGACAAAAACGUGAUGAUAAAAUAAAAAGUGUUAUUGUUUUUUACAA